This is a messenger RNA of Tetrapisispora phaffii CBS 4417, 810 nucleotides long. It is a transcript of the gene ORA1, whose product is annotated as oxidoreductase. Gene Ontology annotation, cellular component: cytosol. NCBI's taxonomy places the organism in Eukaryota, Fungi, Ascomycota, Saccharomycetes, Saccharomycetales, Saccharomycetaceae. The coding region runs from base 1 to 810 and encodes 269 amino acids. The record is from RefSeq and is a predicted model, not a curated record. The transcript has a single exon. Gene Ontology annotation, molecular function: oxidoreductase activity.
AUGUCUCAAGGAAGAAAAGCUGCUGAAAGGUUAAGUGGAAAGAUAGUUUUAAUUACUGGCGCCUCUUCAGGCAUUGGCGAAGCUACUGCGAUUGACUAUUUAGAGGCUACUAAUGGCGAUAUAAAGUUAAUUUUAACAGCUAGAAGAUUUGAGGUUUUAAAAACUUUGAAGGGUAAGAUCGCUAAAGACUAUCCAAAGGCAAGUGUUCACAUCGAGACAUUAGAUGUCACUCGAACAGAAACUAUUGAACCAUUUAUUGCCAAUUUACCAGAAGAAUUCAAAAGCAUCGAUAUCCUUAUUAACAAUGCUGGCAAGGCUCUUGGAUCUGAUGCCGUUGGCUCCAUUGAUACUGAGGAUAUCAGGGGUAUGAUGGACACUAAUGUCAUUGGACUAAUCGCUAUGACACAAGCUGUCCUUCCUAUUAUGAAGGCCAAAAAUUCAGGUGAUAUUGUCAACCUUGGUUCCAUUGCUGGGUUGGAUGCAUACCCUACUGGAUCAAUUUAUUGUGCCUCCAAGUUUGCAGUCAGAGGAUUCACUCACAGUUUAAGAAAAGAAUUAAUCAACACUAAGAUCAGGGUUUUUUUGAUAGCUCCUGGUUUAGUUGAAACUGAAUUUUCUGUAGUCAGAUAUAAAGGUGAUAAGAAUGCAGCCGAUUCUGUUUAUAAUAACCUAGAGCCAUUGAGUGCUGAAGAUAUCUCUGAUUUGAUUGUUUAUUCCACUUCAAGAAGACAAAAUACAGUAGUUGCAGAUACAUUGAUCUUUCCAACAUGCCAAGCUUCUGCUUCCCAUAUCUAUCGCGAGACUAUAUAA